Molecule: messenger RNA, 735 nt
Organism: Penicillium samsonianum
Lineage: Eukaryota; Fungi; Ascomycota; Eurotiomycetes; Eurotiales; Aspergillaceae
Exons: 1
Coding region: 1-735 (244 amino acids)
Source: RefSeq, a predicted model, not a curated record
AUGAAGAUUGCUCUCAAUGGCAAACACCUUACAUACUGGGGUCUUCUCACUGGUCUGGAACCACGACCUCUUGAUCUCACUGCUGAACAACAAGCCAUUUCUGAUGCUAAUGCCGCUGCUCAGGCAGCUGCUGCUUCGCAAGUUACUACUCGGUCAGCAGCUGCUACCACUGAGGAUGUGACUGAGGUAGUUGAUGAAGCAUCUACAACUCCGGCACCAAUCCCUGCUGCCAAACCACCUUCUAGUGCUGCUGUCAAAGCUCGCGCCAAGCUUCAAAAUGACUGGGACCAGCGCAAUGCAACGGUUCUCACUUAUGUUGCUUCAACCCUUGACAUCACUAUGUCAGUCUAUCAACUUGAUGAUGCGACUGUUCCUGAGGUUUAUGAAGAAUUGCGUGCUAUCUGCGAUGCAAAAACCUUCUAUUCAGUGAGCAACAAGGCUAUCAAGUGGGCCACCUGGAAAUACAAACCAGGUGUCCGCCCUGAAGACUUCGUCACCAAAUGGCGUCAUCUUUUUACAGAAAUGCAACAAGCAUACCCUGUCAAGGGGAAUGUUUCCUCUCUCCAUGCCAUUCACAUGUUCCUUCAUGCAGUCGGUAACGAUACUGCCUGUCAGUACUGGUUAAAUACGGUUUCAAUUAAUGAAAACUGGUCUUACGACCGGAAUUUACAACACAUCUUUGGAGACUUCAUUGCUUCCGAAGGACGCCGCAUUGGCAAUGAUCGAAACAACUAG